AUGUUCACCUGUACAUGGACCGUCCUGCACAUGAACGUGCCCGGCUACGAAGACACCGUCGCGCGGAGAAUGGCACGGAAGGUCAAAUGGCUCGCCAUCAACAUCCUGUUUCCGGAGUUCAUCUUCUCCAAGUCAGUCUGCGAUCUUCGGCUGGCUCUGGACGAACUCCGCAGGUUCGACCAUCCAAACUUGGACGGAAAUGGCAAGGACACAGUACCUGACGAAGAUAAUGCCGAACCUGUCUCAAGCGCCGAAGGUUUGGUCGUGGACAAAGCAGGACACUCAGAGCUGCUCAACCCAUACUGGACCGUGGUGCAUUCUUAUUACGCUCAAAUGGGGGGAAUACUGUGCCUGCAUAAACAGGCCGGGCGCAAAGGCCUGAUGGGAGCCUUUCCCUUUGCCUCCCCGGCCUUGCUCUGGGCCUUCGACUGGGCCAAUGAUGAACACCCUCUGAAGGAGUUCACAUUGAGACAAGCAGACAUCCAGGACAGGAGCAAAGCAGACUGGCUCGCAAAGGGUAUCUCCAUGCUGCAGAUCACAUGGCUCAUCAUCAACGUCACUGUUCGCGCCAGCACCGGCCUGCCUGUCACACAGCUGGAGAUUUCGGCAUUCGCGUUCUCUGUCAUGGCAAUCGGGAUUUACAUGGCAAACUGGUGGAAGCCAAAGGAUGUCUUGCGCCCAUCCGUCCAGUCAGCGUCGUUCAAAUCAUACAAGAUGAAUUAUGAAGGGACUGUUCCUUUUGUCCAAUCGUUUACCGAAGGUCUGCACUGGCUUCGAUCAACUCGGCGCCACAACUCAGCACCUAGAACCUUUUCGGAGUGGAACUUCGCAGGGGCAUCCCGGGUUGAGAACGACCUGGUUUGGAUGGACGGUGAGCCGCCUUACUUUUUCAUCAUGGUGGGCAUAUCAUCCCUGGCAUUCAACGGUAUGCACUGUGUCGCCUGGAAUUUCGACUUCCCCACCCGGGUUGAGCUAGUAUGCUGGAGGGUCGCAAGUCUUAUUGGAGCAAUCCUGCCAAUAACCGUGCUUGGUAUCCAGUACGUCCUCGACUACAUCUCCACCAAAUACGGAAAGAGGCGGUUGAACAAUAUCUCGGUUGCCGAGCGUUGUGAGGAUAUUGCCAGAAUUUUGGCCAACACCAGCAGCAUCGCCUAUAUGUUCGCCCGCCUGAUAGUCAUUGUGCUCAUGUUCACCUGCCUGCGAUCCGUACCAACUGGCGUCUACAAAAUCACCCCGUGGACUCGGUUUUUACCAAAGAUAUCAUGA
Molecule: messenger RNA, 1266 nt
Organism: Diaporthe batatas
Lineage: Eukaryota; Fungi; Ascomycota; Sordariomycetes; Diaporthales; Diaporthaceae
Exons: 2
Coding region: 1-1266 (421 amino acids)
Source: RefSeq, a predicted model, not a curated record